Molecule: messenger RNA, 1101 nt
Organism: Fusarium subglutinans
Lineage: Eukaryota; Fungi; Ascomycota; Sordariomycetes; Hypocreales; Nectriaceae
Exons: 2
Coding region: 1-1101 (366 amino acids)
Source: RefSeq, a predicted model, not a curated record
AUGGAUCACGGAGCACUACUGAGAAUGGUCGGCAAUGGCUUGACCUUCUUGGCGGCACAUAUAGCAGUCAAGGACAACGAUAAAGCUUGGGAAGGACCGCACUGGCUCCCCAAGGAUGUUCGAGAGGCAUACAAGACAGAUGGAAAGGCCUGCGACUACUCUAACAUCCCUGAUCGUGUCGUAUAUGCCAUAUACCACAUCACCAAUCUUUUGAAGGACAAGUCGCCCGAGUCUGACCUCGGUAGUCUUUGGGAAGCGGGAGGGUCGCUACGGCUUCCAGCCACUCUUCCUGACGGGGCUACGUUCUUAGAUAAUAAUGUAGCAUGGGGGGUUUACGAAGAGAUGAAGAUUCUUAUGACCGCCAUGCCUAAGGAUAAAGACAAAUAUAUCUACCGCGCCCCUCACUCUCAGAGUAGCGGAUCGGGCAUUGUUCCUUUUCCCGUUCAGUCUAAUACGGCUCUUCCAGAUACCACUGUAGCUCGUGCCGAUGACGGACGUGAUUGCCGUCUCCGAUUGGCUAAACGAAAACGAGCCGGCACCGAUAAUACUAAUAACCCGCCCUUUGUGGUUUUUGAGGACAAUAAACCAGUUCCCAAAGUCGCCAAGACCAAUUUUCGACCUGCUGACGGCCUGCCUACCACCAACCAAGAGAACUUGUCAGCCUCAAGCUCUAAGCAAAUAUUUUGCGGUACCUCGAUACAGUUCUUGGAAUCUCAACAGGUCGAACUCGCCGAGACCUUGAAGACUCUCCAGCACGACAUUCAACAAGAUCUCGAUGAGUCGCUGCGAGAAGUUGAGACUGCCCUGACCCUCGAAACUGGCGGAGCUUCAAACCAAGAAGCUAGUUAUCGGCUUGAAGGCGCAACUCUCCUCCGCGAUCGGAUCAGCAACAAGAUACCCAGUGCCUCAGCCGACGAGUUCAAGAGGAUGGAGGAUGAUCUGAGAGGACUUCACGAGUCGCGGCGAUUGAUCCUGGGAGAUGUGGGUUGCAUUAAGGACAGCAUGGCUGCAAAGAUAUGGUAUGAUGAGACGAUGAGCAAACUCGAGAAGAAGGCGAAAACUGCGAACUGGAUACCCUUUAUGGAUGGAGGAGAUGUCUGA